GGCCUCGUUCUCAGCCGGCGGAGACGCUGCCGCCGCCGCCGCCGCCGCUGCCGCCGCCACACCUAGUGGAGGAGCCCGGGAAGGCGGCUCGGUGGGGGCUGGGGACCGAAGGGCGGCGGGCGAAAGGAAGGAGGCUGCGGGGGAAGGGCCCCCUAGGCGUCCGCCGCUGCUCGCUCUGUCACCCGUGCGAAAUUGGGGAGCAAGGGCCAUGGGCGCGCUCCCCUGAGGCGGAGGUCGCGGGCGGGAGGGGAGGAGGCCCCAGAGAGGUUGCGGCGGCCGCGGGCCGGUGACUGGGCGCGAGGAGGCCGGCGGCGGCACCGCUACCACCAGCUUCACCAUGUCGCGCUCCGUGCUGCAGCCCAGUCAGCAGAAGCUGGCGGAGAAGCUCACCAUCCUCAACGAUCGGGGCGUCGGCAUGCUCACCCGCCUCUACAACAUCAAGAAGCAAGGACAAGUUUGGAAGGCUUGUGGAGACCCCAAGGCAAAACCAUCCUACCUUAUUGACAAAAAUCUGGAAUCUGCUGUGAAAUUCAUAGUCAGAAAGUUCCCUGCUGUAGAAACCCGCAACAACAAUCAACAGCUUGCACAGCUACAGAAAGAAAAAUCAGAGAUUCUGAAAAAUCUGGCAUUAUAUUACUUCACAUUUGUAGAUGUUAUGGAAUUCAAGGACCAUGUUUGUGAAUUGCUCAAUACUAUUGAUGUUUGCCAGGUCUUCUUUGAUAUUACUGUAAACUUUGAUUUAACGAAGAACUACUUAGACUUGAUCAUAACCUAUACAACACUAAUGAUACUGCUCUCUCGAAUUGAAGAAAGAAAGGCAAUCAUUGGAUUAUAUAACUAUGCUCAUGAAAUGACCCACGGAGCAAGUGACCGAGAAUAUCCACGCCUUGGUCAGAUGAUUGUGGAUUACGAAAACCCUUUGAAGAAGAUGAUGGAAGAAUUUGUACCCCAUAGUAAGUCUCUUUCAGAUGCACUAAUUUCUCUUCAGAUGGUGUAUCCUCGAAGGAAUCUUUCAGCUGACCAGUGGAGAAAUGCCCAAUUAUUGAGUCUCAUCAGUGCACCUAGUACAAUGCUUAACCCUGCGCAGUCUGACACUAUGCCUUGUGAAUAUCUUUCUUUGGAUGCAAUGGAAAAAUGGAUUAUCUUUGGCUUUAUUUUGUGCCAUGGGAUCCUCAAUACUGAUGCAACAGCAUUGAACCUUUGGAAACUAGCUCUUCAAAGUAGCUCUUGCCUCUCUCUCUUUCGGGAUGAAGUUUUCCACAUUCACAAAGCUGCAGAAGACUUAUUUGUAAACAUACGAGGCUAUAAUAAACGUAUUAAUGACAUAAGAGAAUGCAAGGAGGCAGCUGUGUCACACGCUGGUUCAAUGCACAGAGAAAGACGCAAGUUUUUAAGGUCUGCACUGAAAGAAUUGGCUACAGUCCUCUCUGAUCAACCUGGCUUGCUGGGUCCCAAGGCACUUUUUGUUUUUAUGGCAUUAUCCUUUGCCCGUGAUGAAAUUAUCUGGCUACUUCGUCAUGCAGAUAACAUGCCAAAGAAGAGUGCAGAUGACUUUAUAGAUAAGCACAUUGCUGAAUUAAUAUUUUACAUGGAAGAGCUUAGAGCACACGUAAGGAAAUAUGGACCUGUAAUGCAGAGGUACUAUGUGCAGUACCUUUCUGGUUUUGAUGCUGUUGUCCUCAAUGAACUUGUGCAGAAUCUUUCUGUUUGCCCUGAAGAUGAAUCCAUCAUCAUGUCCUCCUUUGUUAACACCAUGACUUCCCUCAGUGUAAAGCAAGUUGAAGAUGGGGAAGUGUUUGAUUUCAGAGGAAUGAGAUUAGAUUGGUUUAGAUUACAGGCAUAUACUAGUGUUUCUAAGGCUUCGCUUAGCCUUGCAGAUCACAGAGAACUUGGAAAGAUGAUGAAUACGAUAAUUUUUCAUACAAAAAUGGUGGAUUCCUUGGUGGAAAUGUUGGUGGAAACAUCAGAUCUCUCCAUAUUUUGUUUUUAUAGUCGUGCUUUUGAGAAGAUGUUUCAACAGUGUUUGGAGUUACCCUCUCAGUCAAGAUACUCAAUUGCGUUUCCACUACUUUGCACUCAUUUUAUGAGUUGCACACAUGAACUGUGUCCAGAAGAGCGACAUCAUAUUGGCGAUCGCAGUCUUUCCUUAUGUAAUAUGUUCCUGGAUGAAAUGGCCAAACAAGCUAGAAAUCUUAUAACUGAUAUUUGCACAGAACAAUGCACACUUAGUGACCAGUUGCUGCCCAAGCAUUGUGCCAAAACCAUUAGUCAAGCAGUGAAUAAGAAGUCAAAAAAACAAACUGGUAAGAAAGGAGAACCUGAAAGGGAAAAGCCAGGAGUUGAGAGCAUGAGGAAAAACAGGCUGGUAGUGACCAACCUUGAUAAAUUGCAUACGGCACUUUCUGAGCUGUGCUUCUCUAUAAAUUAUGUACCAAACAUGGUGGUUUGGGAACAUACCUUUACUCCACGAGAAUAUUUGACUUCUCAUCUGGAAAUCCGCUUUACUAAGUCAAUUGUUGGAAUGACUAUGUAUAAUCAAGCCACACAAGAAAUUGCAAAACCGUCAGAACUUCUAACAAGUGUAAGAGCAUACAUGACUGUGCUUCAGUCAAUAGAAAACUAUGUGCAAAUUGAUAUUACAAGAGUAUUUAAUAAUGUUCUUCUUCAACAAACACAACAUUUAGACAGUCAUGGAGAGCCAACCAUUACAAGUCUAUACACAAACUGGUAUUUGGAAACUUUGUUAAGACAAGUCAGCAAUGGUCAUAUAGCUUAUUUCCCUGCAAUGAAAGCAUUUGUGAACUUACCUACAGAAAAUGAAUUAACAUUCAAUGCAGAGGAAUAUUCUGACAUAUCAGAAAUGAGGUCCUUAUCAGAACUGCUAGGCCCAUAUGGAAUGAAGUUCCUAAGUGAAAGCCUUAUGUGGCAUAUUUCAUCACAAGUUGCUGAACUUAAGAAACUUGUGGUGGAGAAUGUUGAUGUGCUAACACAAAUGAGGACCAGCUUUGACAAACCAGACCAGAUGGCUGCACUCUUUAAAAGAUUAUCAUCUGUUGACAGUGUCUUGAAGAGGAUGACAAUUAUUGGUGUAAUUUUAUCCUUCCGCUCAUUGGCACAAGAAGCACUUAGAGAUGUCUUGUCCUACCACAUUCCUUUUCUUGUAAGUUCGAUUGAAGAUUUCAAGGAUCACAUUCCAAGGGAAACUGAUAUGAAGGUUGCAAUGAAUGUGUAUGAGUUAUCAUCAGCUGCUGGAUUACCUUGCGAGAUUGACCCUGCCCUGGUCGUAGCUCUCUCUUCACAAAAGUCAGAAAACAUAAGUCCAGAAGAAGAAUAUAAAAUUGCCUGCCUCCUCAUGGUAUUUGUGGCUGUUUCUUUGCCAACGCUAGCCAGUAAUGUGAUGUCUCAGUAUAGCCCUGCUAUAGAAGGGCAUUGCAACAACAUACAUUGCUUGGCCAAAGCCAUCAACCAGAUCGCUGCAGCUUUGUUUACAAUUCACAAAGGAAGCAUUGAAGACCGUCUUAAGGAAUUUCUGGCGCUUGCAUCCUCCAGUCUACUGAAAAUUGGCCAGGAGACAGAUAAAACAACAACAAGAAAUAGAGAAUCUGUUUAUUUACUGCUAGAUAUGAUUGUGCAGGAAUCCCCAUUUCUAACAAUGGAUCUUUUGGAAUCUUGUUUUCCUUAUGUCUUGCUGAGAAAUGCAUACCAUGCUGUCUACAAGCAAAGUGUUACAUCUUCUGCAUAAAAUAUCUACUUACUGAAGAAAAGCACGCAUUUUUGUUGCCUCGGUUUUACCUGUAAACUGUGGAGCUAUUUUACCUUAAGGCCUGAAAAACAGUUUUGUGGAUUACAAAUUUCUUUCAUAUGGCUGUAUUUUCUGAUCAUUGGUUUCUUAAUAUCGUACUACAGUAUACUUGGUUGAUUUAGGUUGCACAUUCACUGAAUUCACAAAAAUUAUUCCUAUAAUUUUUAGAGUAUUUGUUUGAAAAAUAUACAUUAUCUAUGUUUUUGAUAUUUGAUAAUGAGAAAAACCUUCGCUUGUUUAUUUCUGAAAACAGAACUGUAUUUAGUGAUUAUUUUAGAUAGUGACAUAGCAUUCAUCUGUGUGUAAAUUAUUUCAUAUAGGAAAGAGUUCUGAUCUGUACCUAUGGUUCUUAUUGAAAACAAAACUGGAUGCGCAUUUCUGUGAUGUUAUGAAUACAUUCCUACUUUAUUUUGGAACAUUUGCCAAAUGAAAUACUGUAACACUGUAUAACAUUAAAAAUGUUAAAGGACUGCUUAACAUUAGAAGCAGACUAUGUCCCGAAAUUCUGAAGCAACAACAUAUGUUGUUGCUUGUAUAAAGCCUAGUGAUAAUUAAUUUUUAGACUAACUUCCAUGGUGCCCUAUUGGCAUUAGCACUACCAUUGUACCCUGCUGUAUAAUAAACAAUCUUAGACAUUUAUCAACUGUUGAUACAAAUGUUAGUCCCUAACCACUUUUUAUAUGUUUUCAAUUUUUGAAAUUCAAGUGUACCUGCCAUAACAUAAAAUAAACACUAGACUGUAUCACAUUUUGAAUCAUUUCUUUAAUUUGGGAUCCUCAGAGAUUUAAUUUAAUAUGAAAGUUUCAAAGGGGGAAAAAUGUGGACAACUGUAAUAGCAUAAACAAUAAAAAUAAUAAUAUGACAGUUUUAGAUUAAAAUAGGCUUUAGUUUAGAAAUAUCUUAGAGGAAGCAUUCGAUACUUCCUCUACUAUUACAAGGUUUGUUUAAAUAUUUUGAAAGACAUUUCACUGGAAAAAUAUUAAAAUUUGAAAAUAAAAUUACACAUUUAAAAAAAUUAAGAACUCAAAGGAAACUUGUGUGACAUCAGCUUGCUAGUUGUAUCUGUGACCAGAUGGACAGAGUUACUUGAAAGAAUGGGGGAAAAAAAGGAAUGAUCAUGGAAGUAGUGAAAACGUUGCUGAGAUUUUCUUCAGUAAUGAAUUGGAAGGAUGUGAAGGGACCUCCGGUGGUUGACAUGGAGGACAGAUCAGCUCACUUUGUUUAAAAACUAACCAAGUGUGUGCUCUUUGGCAUUGUAAAGACUUUCUCAACAGCUUUGUAUCUGGUAUAUUGGAGCUCCUUUUGUUUACAGCUUCUUACGUAUACACUGGUAGCUUGUGUUAAGAUAAAGCUACUGUGAACUCAGUAAUAAUCUUUUUCUUUGUUCAGAUACAGAGAGUAAAAUGAAAUUGAGAUGCUACAAGAUUAUAAUGCAUUUAUUUUGUAUGUGACUUAUCCAGUCUAUAUUUAAAGCAGGGAAUAGUUUAAAAUUUCUCAAUGGUUCUGUGAGGAUUUUUCAAAAGGGAAGGAAUUUUUAAAUGGAAUAGUUUUAGACUUCAUAUCACCUAAUUUCACAGUGAACAGUUGUAACGAAAAUGCUGUUAGUUUUGAAAUAUUAGGAUCCUACAAUGGUAAUUUGUCAAUAAUGAUAUCCUGACAGGUAAAUUAGGUAUUUGAGUAUGUGCACUUUAAGUGGGGUAAUAUGUGGAAAGUUAUAAGGAUGUACAUAAAAUAUUAUUUACUGCUGUUCAAGCCAAGAAAAGAUCCCUCUUUCAUAGUCACAUGAAGUGGUCUAGUCCCAAUUUUUUUUCUCGAACACCCUGACUGACUGACUGUUGUAUUAUUUAUUCUUUACAGAGUCAUUCUAAACUCCCCGCUCCCACAAAAGGCAACAGUAACUUGGAAAAUUAAAUUGACAAUACUAUAUUUAAUAUCUUGUUUUAACUUUUCUUAUUCUAAACUUACACUAGAACAUACUGUUUUUGUUGUUUUUCUCUACCAUAAUAUGAUCACAGUUUGUAGUUUGACUGUAAUCUGUUUCACUCAGUAGUAAAAAAAAGGUCUUUGAUGUUUUUUUAAUGCCUCCAUGUAAACCAUAGCUAAUUUAAGAAUUUCAUUUGGAUGAACAUAAAGGCCAUUUCUUGUUUUUCAUUAUUACAAGUAUCUUGUAUCUAUAUCUUGAUGAAUGUGACCUAUUAGCAUAAUUUCUCAAAAGUUAAGAUUGCUAAAUGGAAGGGUGUGCACACUUUAAAUUUUGAUACAUAUUAUUAGAGUUCUCUCCAAUAAUAUUAUAUAUUUUAUCAAUCUUACCUCUGCAGUUGCGUGUAUUAGUUCCUCCACUGUUGCCAGUGCAUCUUUGUCUCUUCAAAAACUAAAACAUAAAUCUUGUUUUAAUUUGCAUAUCUCUGCUUAUUAGUGAG
Molecule: messenger RNA, 6222 nt
Organism: Pteronotus mesoamericanus
Lineage: Eukaryota; Metazoa; Chordata; Mammalia; Chiroptera; Mormoopidae
Gene: NCKAP1
Product: NCK associated protein 1
Exons: 32
Coding region: 338-3742 (1134 amino acids)
Biological process (GO): cell projection assembly; cell migration; cell morphogenesis
Cellular component (GO): SCAR complex
Source: RefSeq, a predicted model, not a curated record